This is a messenger RNA of Owenia fusiformis, 1560 nucleotides long. Lineage: Eukaryota; Metazoa; Annelida; Polychaeta; Sabellida; Oweniidae. The record is from the annotation of a GenBank genome assembly.
CAACAAUUGUAACACAUAUACACAUUCUCAAAUAAAGUAAAAAUGACCACAACAGUGUUUAUUCUUUGGACGAUGGUGUUAGGAGGAAUUGGAUUCCUGCUCAUUCAAAUCUGUAGCUGGUUGUAUCAGAUGAAGAAACAAAUUGAUUUCUUUGAAACUUUCCCAGGUCCAAAACUGCACUGGAUAUAUGGAAAUCUACAUCAGAAUCCUGGGCCAAACCAGAAAGGUCUUGAUUGGAGGAUUAGGCAUCCACAGAUGUACGGCAAUGUUUACCGUUUGUACUAUUCAAUACUAAGACCAGUUCUCAACUUAGAUGGACCGGAAGUUAUUAAAGCUGCUGUAAAAAGUGGAGCGAAAAAGGUUUUAACAGGACCUGGUUAUCGUUAUUUUUAUCCAUGGUUGGGAGAUGGUCUUUUGGUUAGCAAAGGUGCUAAAUGGUUCCGUAACAGACGGCUCUUGACACCUGCCUUCCAUUUUGACAUCUUGAAACCUUACACCAACGUGUACAACACGGCAGCAGAGAAGUUAGGGGCCAAAUUUGACCGAGUGUGUGACAAAUGCGAAAGUUUUGAAAUAUUUGGUCCGGUCAGUCUUGGUACCCUUGACGUGAUGUUAACGUGUGCGUUUUCAUACAACCAGAAUAUUCAAGAAAUUGGAGAUGAUCACCCAUACGUGAAAGCAGUGAAAGGACUGGCCAACCUUCUUCUAAAACGUUUUUUCAACCCAAUUAUGGACAUUGACUGGUUAUACUACCGGACAGCAGAUGGGAAGCGAUUUCUUGAACUAUCGGAGUUUACGCACAGUGUUUCUGAAAAUAUAAUUAAAGAGAGAAGGAAAAACCUGAAACAAAGCCCUGGUUCCAAUAAAGGUCGUCUUGACUUUUUGGAUAUUUUACUAUCGGCUAAAGAUGAAACUGGAAAGGGACUUGAUGAUAUUGAAAUUAGAGAUGAGGUCGAGACGUUUUUGUUUGAAGGCCACGACACAACUGCAAGUGCCAUCUCGUGGACACUUUACUCUCUAGCCCAAUACCCAGAAUGCUUAGCUAAAGUACAAGAAGAAUUGGACGAUGUGAUUGGUCAAGACGUCAACCAACCAAUAAAAUGGGAAGACCUGGCAAAUCUGAAUUACCUGACCUUGUGUAUCAAAGAGGGGAUGAGACUGCACUCCCCUGUACCCUUUAUCGGGAGGAUAACGGAUAAAGAGAUUGUCCUUGAGGGAAGAAAAAUUCCACCAGGAAUACGUAUUGAUAUGAACUUGUACAUGGUCCAUCAUAAUCCGAAUGUUUGGGGAGAUGAUCAUAUGGAAUUCAAACCAGAAAGAUUCGAAAUUGACAAUAGAGCAGAUAAAGACAGCUAUGCAUUUAUACCUUUUAGUGCUGGACCGAGAAGCUGCAUCGGACAAAAUUUUGCAAUGAACGAAAUGAAAGUGGUGAUCGGGAGAAUCGUCCACAAGUACAAUAUUUCCGUCGACGAAACGCAUGUCAUAGAAAAGGUUCCAGAACUUAUUAUGCGAGCUAAAGAUGGCAUUAAACUAUUUGUCACCUCUAGGGAAAAGAUGUAG